Bufo gargarizans (Asiatic toad) is the source of this 2312-nucleotide messenger RNA. RefSeq names its product MDM2 proto-oncogene (gene MDM2). Gene Ontology annotation, molecular function: ubiquitin protein ligase activity; identical protein binding. Gene Ontology annotation, biological process: negative regulation of apoptotic process; regulation of cell cycle. The record is from RefSeq and is a predicted model, not a curated record. Lineage: Eukaryota; Metazoa; Chordata; Amphibia; Anura; Bufonidae. Gene Ontology annotation, cellular component: nucleus.
UGCCGCCAGGGGGAGGCCGUGAGGUGGCGCGCCGUUAGAGCUGCAUGUAAAAUGGCGGACGUGCAUCCUUGCUGAUAUUUCAUCAUUUCAUGGUAAAGUGGAGAGCGGGGGCCACGUUCUGACGAGAUGGAAGAAGGCGAGAACUCCGCAGAGCUGAGGCAAGCGUGCAAUAUGAAUGUACCCUCAUCUCAUACAAAUUCUCCCAUCAUGACCACAGAUAAAGAGACGCUGGUAAGACCAAAUUCUCUUCUGCUAAAUCUGUUAAAAUCUGGUGGUGCCCAGAAUGAAACCUUCACAAUGAAAGAGGUAAUUUACCAUCUUGGUCAGUACAUUAUGGCCAAGCAGUUGUAUGACAAGAAGCAACAGCAUAUUGUCCACUGCUCUAAUGAUCCUCUUGGAGAACUAUUUGGGGUACAGAACUUCUCUGUAAAAGAACCCAGGAGACUGUAUGCAAUGAUUUCCAAAAAUCUGGUAACUACUGAUUCAAAAGACUGUGUAGAAACUUCUGAGAAAGACGCGAGUUGUUUUUCCCAAGACGAGAGUGCUGCACAGAAUUCGGCUGAGGAAGUACAAGAGAACAUAACCCCCUCUGCAUCGUCCCCCAAGAAAGCCCACAGUGAAUCUGAAGAAAGUUCUUCAAAUGGUCAACCAUCAGAGCCUCAGAGAAAGAGACAUAAGUCAGACAGUAUUUCUUUAACCUUUGAUGAGAGCCUUUCGUGGUGGGUGAUAAGUGGCUUACACUGUGAUAGAAAUAGCAGUGACUCUACAGACACCUCUUCUAAUGCAGACCAUGAGGAAUGCUCUGGAAGUGAGGACUCAGAUUGGUUGGAUCCAGAUUCUGUUUCUGAUCAGUUCAGUGUUGAGUUUGAAGUUGAGUCUGUGUAUUCAGAGGAUUAUAGCCCUAGUGGAGGUGAAGAAAGUCUCACAGAUGAUGACUUGGAUGAUGAGGUUUACCAGGUGACUAUAUACCAAGCUGAAGAAUCGGGAGACUCUUUUGACGAGGAUACGGAAAUUUCUGAAGCUGAUUACUGGAAGUGUUUACAGUGUGAUGAGAUGAAUCCUCCUAUUCCAAGAUAUUGUAAAAGAUGUUGGUCUCUUCGUAAAGACUGGCUCCCAGACCAAAGUGAAAAGAAGAAUUGCCCCUUAAAAGAAAAGAGGUGGAAGGAUUCCCUGGAAGAUGAAGGCAUUGAUGUCCCAGAUGGCAAAAAGCCAAAACUGACAGAUAUGCAAGAUUCAGUUCUCGCAAGAAAAGAUGACGAGGGAAUACAGAGCUGUGAAUCCCAGGAAACUGAGGACUUUUCUCAGCCCUCCACAUCUGGAAGCAUCGCAUCUUGUAGUCAGGAGGAGUACAGAGAAAGUGAACAAGCUCACCAGGAAAGUUCAGAAGGGAGCCUUCCACUUUCUUGUGUUGAACCUUGCGUAAUCUGCCAGACUAGGCCGAAGAAUGGAUGCAUUGUCCAUGGCAGUACAGGGCAUCUCAUGGCAUGUUAUACGUGCGCGAAAAAACUUAAGAAGAGGAACAAGCCUUGCCCUGUAUGCAGACAACCAAUUCAAAAGAUCGUAUUAACCUAUUUCAGCUAGAAGGCAGGACUGAUUAAUAAACACAACAUGAAAAUGCAAGACAAAAAAUUUGGACUCUUCAGAAUAUAUGAAUGGUAGAGAAGGGACUGUUAGAACCUAAAUGAACUUUAGGCUUGAAGAAAACAGAAAUGUCUUACUGAAAUAAUCUACUACAUUAGUUUAUUUAAGCACUUGCACAUAAAUUAAUAGUUUAAAAUCUUUAUAGGGCAGAAAAUGAAUGCAGUUUAUUUUUAACCAGAGACGAAGAGUAGACAGCUUACUUUAGAUUUAAGGAGUCAAUUACAUCAGUAUAGCAGUCAGACAGUAAAGACCUCCAUAGAAAGUUCUAGGUGUGGUAAGCCCUAGCCUACAGUAUAUUAGAUGGGCAUUUAAAGUUCCCUAGCAGGGACCUGUCAUAUGUCAUUAUAAAAUCGUAACUGUAUUCAUUGUCGAAAGGUUAUCCCCCUUAUGGCAUGGCGUGCCUUCUAAAUCCUAAAUUUGGCUGUACCAUCAUAUACUCCUGGCAUUCAUGCGGUUAGGAAUCCAUAUUUAGAUAAUAAUUUGGGUAUUGUCAAGAUAUUUCUAAUAAAAAAGCUGUUAAAAUGUUGCUCUACAUUCUGGAGUAGGGGCAGGAGGAUCUAAACACUAAGGCCUCAUGCACACGGCCGUUCCGUGCAUUGGGGACAGCAAUUUGCGGUCCCCAAUGCACGGGCAAUGGGUCUGUGAUCCGUCCGCACCGAAAAGAAAUAGAA